Spirodela intermedia is the source of this 204-nucleotide messenger RNA. The record is from the annotation of a GenBank genome assembly. Lineage: Eukaryota; Viridiplantae; Streptophyta; Magnoliopsida; Alismatales; Araceae.
AUGGCGAGCUUCACGAGCAGCGCGGCAGCGGCCUCUGCGCCUGGGGCUCGGCCGCUGGCGAGGGAGCGGCGCGCCACCGCGCAGGCCAGCUCGUUCGGCACGACGUCCCACAGCCCGUCGCUGCCCAGGAUGAGGAACUCGUCCGCUUCUGUGCGAGCCGUCACGGUCACCUCCGGGUCGGGGAUCACGUACGGCUUCAAAUAA